Mycotypha africana is the source of this 852-nucleotide messenger RNA. RefSeq lists its product as uncharacterized. The transcript has 3 exons. NCBI's taxonomy places the organism in Eukaryota, Fungi, Mucoromycota, Mucoromycetes, Mucorales, Mycotyphaceae. The record is from RefSeq and is a predicted model, not a curated record. The coding region runs from base 1 to 852 and encodes 283 amino acids.
AUGCCAUCCUUUAUUUACCCUCUCAAAGGGGUUUACUUUUUCUUGACAAACCCCAAAGUGUUAUGGCUUAAAACGGUAAGCCCUAUUGCGCUUACACUUAUUUUCAGCGCCUUCUCCAUUGGUGUGUCUAUCAAGUUCCUUCUUCCACAUCAAGCCGAAAAGCUGAUAGAAUGGCACUGGCCCCCUUGGAUGUCGUGGUUUGUGUCCAUCCUAUCGACUGUACUGGAGAGUGCUAUUCUGAACUUGGUGUUUUUUGCUCUCCUUGUACCUAUGUUUCAAGACGCCGUUUUCGAUGCUACGUUAGAAGCGUGUGGUUUGCAUUGCAUUUUUGAAGAGGAAGAAAGAAGAGAGAUACCCAAGUUGGUUUUGUGUUGGCGAAGUGUGCGAUCGACAGUUCUAGUGACUUGGUAUCUGAUUGCCGUGAAGAUCUUAUUGUUGGUAUUCACUUUGCCUUUACAACUUGUACCUUUUCUUGGUACUUUUGUGGCAUGCUACAUUAGCGGAUUUCCAACGGCAUGGAGUCAACGAUUGCAUUACGAUAUUGAGCUACGCGGAUAUAGAGUGUCUGAAUCGUACCGUCAUGCGAAAACAAAUAAAUGGCGUUAUGCCAAUUUUGGGUCGAUCGCCUUUGCGUUGGAGCUGGUUCCCAUUAUGAACAUUGUCUUUGUUUGGACAAAUAUCGUAGGAGCUGCCUUAUGGGUAGCAGAUGACUAUCGACGCGAAAAGGGACUCCUUCCCAAGAAAGUGGACGAUCCUUAUCCUGCUGCUAAGGCUCCAACGACUACUGCUGACAUGGAAACCGCUGCUUUCUCUGCCCACGUGGUGGAUGAACAAACACCUUUACUCACGUAA